Molecule: messenger RNA, 2121 nt
Organism: Ruditapes philippinarum (Manila clam)
Lineage: Eukaryota; Metazoa; Mollusca; Bivalvia; Venerida; Veneridae
Product: arylsulfatase B-like
Exons: 14
Coding region: 124-1599 (491 amino acids)
Source: RefSeq, a predicted model, not a curated record
AAAACAGUCGAUGGUUACAGAGUAUUAUAUUACAAGUAUUUAUUUAGAUCGGUUAGCUUUGUGUGUAUGUGUAUUUUUUAGUUCGUUUAGUUUUUAAUGCUCUUAUUUGAGUGAUAAUGCAAAAUGCAAAGUGUAAUAACAAUAAGUUUGAUAUUUCUGAUCACCAGUGUUCAUAACUUGGAAGGAAAGAGACCGAACAUUGUGUUUAUAGUGGCUGAUGACCUGGGAUGGAAUGAUGUCGGGUUCCACAACCCAUCUAUGAUCACACCUAACAUUGAUAAACUCGCCUACCAGGGAGUGAUUCUGAAUCACUCGUAUGUUCAACCAGUCUGCUCGCCCUCCCGACAUGCCUUUAUGACUGGGUAUUAUCCAUUCAAAGCCGGCUUGCAGCAUUUGGUAAUUGGUAACAGCCAAAAUGUCUGUUCACCUUUAAACAUGACGUUUCUUCCGAAACAUCUGAAACAAGCUGGCUAUGCCACCCAUGCUAUUGGAAAAUGGCAUCUGGGAUUCUGUAGCUGGGAGUGUACAGCGGAGUACCGCGGGUUCGACUCCUUCUAUGGUUACUACAACAGCCGGUCGGACUAUUACACCCAUUUUCGAGACAAAUUUCUAGAUUUCCACGACGGAUAUAACGUUGUCUGGGACAAGAACGGGUCGUACUCAGCCGACUUGUAUGCGGAUAGAGCAGAACAUAUCAUAGCUAAACACAACAAGAGUCAACCACUGUUUCUCUACCUACCUUACCAAAACGUUCACGAACCUUUAGAGGUACCUCCUGAAUACGAAGCUUUGUAUCCGAACGUGGAAACCCCGGGGAGAAGAACAUAUUGUGGUAUGGUGACGGCAUUAGACGCUGCUAUUGGGCGUGUCGUAGAGGCUUUGAAACAGAAAGGACUUUAUGACGAUACUAUAUUCUUCUUUACACCAGAUAAUGGCGGGUGGACUCCUUAUCAUGGUAAUAAUUGGCCUCUGCGUGGCGGUAAAAUUACAAUAUGGGAAGGUGGAACAAGAGUGGCAGGAUUUGUUUCCGGUUCAAGAAUUGAACAGACAGGCUCUGUGUUUAAUGGAUUAAUGCAUGCAGUAGACUGGCACCCUACAAUACUAACAGCUGCCGGUCUGUCCCCUGAUCCUAGUCUAGAUGGGAUAUCACAGUGGGAUGCUAUAAGUUCUGGGUCAGACGGCAAGCGGACGGAAUUCAUCUAUAAUUUAGAUGACACGGUGCCAGCGACCCAAGGCCAUGCUGGAAUUAGAAUGGGCGAUUUUAAAUUAUUGGCGGGAAACACUGGGUUAUACAAUGGCUGGUACCCACCAGAUAAAAUGAACACAGAGGAGGUGCUGGAAGAGGAAUUUAGUUUUGAGGAAAGGUUAAAAGCCGGGAACGAAUCUUACUAUAAAUUAUUUAACUUAAAAGACGACCCAAACGAGUAUAAAAACCUAGCAGACGACAUGCCAGAAAUGGUUCAGAAACUUUUAAAACGCAUGAAUGAAUACAGAAAAGACAUGAUACCCGCUAAAAUUCCACCAACAGACCCGGCAGCUAAUCCGAAAUAUUUUGGCAAUGUUUGGACUCCCGGUUGGUGUAAGAAACCAAUGUCGUGAGGAUUUAGUGGAGGGACCAUUCACAAACAAGAUUUUUUGCAUAACACGCACAAUUAGGAAUAAGGGCUGAAUGUAUUUCGUUUGAAGGGUUAACUACGGUGUUCCGUUAGGACAAUCGCUUAUGAAUAAACAAAUAUGAAAACGCGAAAAGUGGAAAACACUAAAGAUUGAAGACGAAGGGACGAAGUCGAAAACGCGAAGAGACUUGAAAUUGUCGACUUUUCGCGUUUCGUAUUUCUUUAUGUGUAGGCGAUGGACCUAAUGGAACACCGUAGUUUAUGCCAUGUAUAGACCAAUCAUCAGGAAGGUGCUGAACUACUUCAAUUUGAACUUUGAUAUGCAAAAACAUGUCAUUAUUAUAAUAGAACUAUCACCAUGAAGUGCAUAUGUAUACAUGUGUAUCAUUUAUGUCUUACUUAACCAGUAUUAAUACAGGUAGUGCAAAAUUGUGUUGUCAAUUCAACUAAUAAAAUGCAGUUUGUUUGCCAAAUUAAAAAAACAAAAACACACCAAAUAAACUAG